GCCACGAUGCCGAGACCAGCAUUCCCAUCAAUGAAAAGGUGACGCGCUCUGCUGCGACGUGUGUCCCCUUCUAUUCAGCUGUCUACAUGCGCGCGCGCUCCAAGGUAGCAUAACUUCACGCGGGCAGGCUCUGUUAUGUGCUAAUAUGGGACAACAAUGGAGAGAAAACGGUGUAUGAUGUCGAUGAUCAACCCACCGAGACAGAAUAGAACAGAUCCGCAACAAUGAGCUCCUCUUUUCCUAAAUCUGAAUCCACGACCUCUUUACUGAAAUCCUCCUCUGCGGCGAGGAGACCGACACACCUCCCUGAACGCCCAGCAGAAACAAGCCGGAGAAGUCAGCAUCAGCAUCAGCAUCAGCACCAGCAUCAGCAUCAGCAUCAGCAUCAGCAUCAGCAUCACCACCGUCCCACCGCACUCCACAGCAGCAGCAAAGCCGAGGAGUCCUUCUGGUCGGCCGAGUGCGACAUCAGUGCCCGGAGACCUCUGUGCCAUCCCUCCCUCGUCGGCAGCCCGGACAGCGGUAGCAAUGAUGCAGCCACUCGGGGCAAGUGUAAGUCACAUGCCCCCCACAGCCAAGUUCCCGACCCGCCAGAGCCAAACGGCGAGGCGGGCCGAGGUGUGAGGGAACGCUGCAGGUCAUCCACUAAGCCCGCACACCGGCACCACCACCGCAGGAAGCACAACCGGGAGGACCGUCCACCGGCGGCAGCAGCAGCAGGACCGCCUGAACCGGAGCAUCCCCGCCGCUGUCACACGCACACGCACACCCGCCCGGUUCCCAGGGUGCCCUCUCUGUCGGACAGCAACGACGACAGGGCUCCUCUCUGUGAGCCGAGGGACCAUAAAGGGCUCCGUUUGACUAACAGUGGCGGUAAGGUCAGCAGUCCAUCCCCGUCCUCCUGCUCCCCGGUCCCGAUGUCCAGCAGGUCGUCUCGCCGCUCCCGGAGGUCCAGUGCUGCUUCUUCUGCAUCCGAAAUCAAUUUACGCACCAUCCUCAAUUCACUGUUUGGGCAGGACAGAGAGCUGCGGCCAGAGGAAAUGGAUGAGUUGCGAGACGCUUUCAAAGAGUUUGACAAGAACAAGGACGGUUUCAUCAGCUGUAAAGACCUAGGGAACUGCAUGAGAACCAUGGGAUACAUGCCUACUGAAAUGGAGCUGAUUGAACUGAGUCAACAGAUAAACAUGAACUUGGGAGGUCAUGUUGAUUUUGAGGACUUUGUAGAGCUGAUGGGCCCAAAACUCCUCGCCGAAACUGCAGACAUGAUUGGAAUAAAAGAGCUAAAAGACGCAUUUAGAGAGUUUGACACUAAUGGGGAUGGGGCCAUAAGCACAUCUGAGCUCAGAGAUGCAAUGAGGAAGUUGUUGGGCCAACAGGUGGGUUUAAAGGAAGUAGAAGAUAUCCUGAGGGAUGUUGACCUGAAUGGUGAUGGCCUUGUUGACUUUGAAGAGUUUGUACGAAUGAUGUCUCGCUAAGAUCAUAAAAUGAUCAGUCCUGAAUGUGAAGCUAUGUCCUUCUCUAUACUUGACCAAGUACACCAGAGGACAUGCUAAGGUCUCUGAGCCAUCCAAAUCUGAAUGACACUGGAAUCAAAACUCCUUGAAUGUUACAGAGUGAGGAGUCACCUCACAAUUUCAAUCAAUAAGUGUUCUUCCUGAAGAGUCUCAGUUUAACUGAGGCGUAAUUUGCUGUAGCCUAGCCUAUGAUUGUCCAACCUGUGUUUUUGCACUUCAAUUCUCACAAAAAAUAACUUCCUGUGUCGAUAGAUUGCUGGUGUCUUGUCUCGUCUUCUAUGUGGUAAAGAAAGAAAUCUCUCAUUGAUGUACAACAAAAUCCGGAUGUAAAAGAUCACAGCACUGUUGAACAUUUCAGUAUGUUUUCACGCAGUAUUUGUUGUAUCAGAGAUAGUGGAGUUGAAUACUUUUUGUGUGACAUUGGUGCUCCACCCAGGAACCCAUGUGGCAAUAUGACAUCUGUAUUGUAACUGUGUGACCAUCUGUGGUUUUUCACUGUGCCAGUCGAGUCCUAGCCUAUAAAAGCAUCAUUGCAUGACAACUACAUGCAA
Messenger RNA from Etheostoma spectabile (orangethroat darter), 2065 nucleotides. RefSeq names its product calcium binding protein 1a (gene cabp1a). Gene Ontology annotation, molecular function: calcium ion binding; calcium channel regulator activity. Gene Ontology annotation, cellular component: cytoplasm. Lineage: Eukaryota; Metazoa; Chordata; Actinopteri; Perciformes; Percidae. The coding region runs from base 225 to 1475 and encodes 416 amino acids. The record is from RefSeq and is a predicted model, not a curated record. The transcript has 7 exons.